This is a messenger RNA of Cololabis saira (Pacific saury), 3798 nucleotides long. Its product is annotated as protein-serine O-palmitoleoyltransferase porcupine-like. The record is from RefSeq and is a predicted model, not a curated record. Gene Ontology annotation, cellular component: endoplasmic reticulum; membrane. The transcript has 15 exons. The coding region runs from base 154 to 1542 and encodes 462 amino acids. Gene Ontology annotation, molecular function: Wnt-protein binding; palmitoleoyltransferase activity. Lineage: Eukaryota; Metazoa; Chordata; Actinopteri; Beloniformes; Belonidae. Gene Ontology annotation, biological process: lipid modification; protein palmitoylation; canonical Wnt signaling pathway.
CGUGGUGCUGAUGCUGUGACAAUGGGAGUCCUCCAGGUCCGCAGCAUCUGGACCGAGCUCUGCUAGGAGCUACGUGGCCGCGGACGGACUCACGACCACCGGGACACCGCCGUAGACGGAGCCGCUUGUGGCUGGAGCUCGGAGAGUUGAGUGAUGGCGGUGUUCAGCCGGCAGAAGUUCUUCCAGGAGCUGGCUCACGGCUGCCUGCUGCCCACGGCCCAGCAGGGCCUGGAGCAGGUCUGGCAGCUGCUGCUCAUCUGUCUGCUCUGUCGACUGCUCUGGAUGUUGGGUCUCCCUUCCUAUGUGAAGCACCUCUGCACGGUGGCCGGAGGUUUCUACACCCUCUACCUGUUCUUUGAGCUGCACAUGAUCUGGGUGGUCCUCCUCAGCCUUCUCUGCUACCUCUUCCUCUUUCUGUGCCGCCAUUCAACUAUUCGGGGCACCUUCCUCUCCAUCACUGUGCUCAUCUAUCUUCUUCUGGGAGAGCUGCAUAUGAUGGAUACCAACAACUGGCACAAGAUGAGAGGAUCACAGAUGGUGGUCGCCAUGAAGGCCAUCUCUUUGGCCUUUGAUUUGGACCGGGGUGUCGUGGCCAGCGUCCCCUCACCCAUUGAGUUCAUGGGCUAUAUUUACUUUGUGGGCACCGUCAUCUUCGGCCCCUGGAUUAGCUUCAAUAGUUACAAAGAAGCUUUGGAAGGGCGUAGGCUGAGCUUAGCGUGGGUAUUAAAGGUGUCUAUUAGCUGGGUGAAGAGUCAGAUAUGCCUAGUUAUUUCCAACUGUGUGGCACCGUACCUCUUCCCCUAUUUCAUACCUAUCUAUGGAGACAAGCUUUUACGAAGCAAAAAGAGACGGAAAAUCAGAGGUACGCUGGCAAAGUGGUUGUUGGCGUAUGAGAACACAGCGUCUUUCCACUUCAGUAAUUAUUUUGUCGGCUAUUUGAGUGAGACGACUGCCACUCUUGCUGGGGCAGGCUUCACCGAGGAGAAGGAAAACCUCAAAUGGGACCUGAGCGUGUCCAAGCCUCUCAGCGUGGAGUUUCCCCGGUCCAUGGUGGAGGUGGUGACGUCCUGGAACCUGCCCAUGUCCCGCUUCCUGCACACCUAUGUUUUUAAGAGUGCACUUAAGUUUGGGACGUUCUCUGCCGUCAUGGUGACAUACACAGCCAGCGCCCUCCUGCAUGGCUUGAGUUUUCAUCUGGGUGCAGUGCUGAUAUCUCUGGGCUUCAUUACAUACAUUGAGCAUGUACUGCGGAAGAGGCUGGCAGUCAUUUUUAAUGCGUGUAUACUGUCAAAGAGAUGCCAGCCAAGCUGUAGUCACCAGAACAAAAAGGCGCUGUGGGUGUAUGUGAUAAACAUAGCAUUCAGCGCUCUGGCAGUACUUCACUUGACAUACCUGGGUUCUGUUUUCAACUCCAGCGUGGACUACAUGGAGGAGGAUGAAGACGACAUCACCAAUCACACCAUUCAGAAGUGGUCAGAGCUGAGCUGGACGAGCCACUGGGUCACGUUCGGAUGCUGGAUAUUGUACCGCCUCAUUCUCUAACAAUAAAGGACAACGAAAGCAAUACUGAGAGGUGUAAAGCAGGUUUCCCACUUCUGCACUGUGACUUUAUUCUGCGACGGACUGAAGCGUACAGAGUCGACCUGUAGACGACAGCGACCCGACAUGCAGCGCUCAUGUUGGAGGGGUAAUCUCCUGAAAAGUUAGCCCGUGCUGCUCUCCUUUUCUCCGUAUCACAUCCUUGUUACCCGAGUUGUCGAGCUCCAGUCGUGACAGCAGCUCCAGAUAUCACACCGUGAGCCACGAUCAAUAGCUAUCAGCACAGAAAAGAACAACUGCUCCUUUCUGCAGACUCACGUGCGCGAUGUCCUUCAAAUCGUAUAUCCCCCCUCUUCAGCUGUUUUCCAGUCAUACUUUAAGGUUUGAAGGAUGAAGCUGGCGACAUUCAGUAACCUUCUUACAGCCAGCAAAUCCAAUUAAAUGACCAAAAUCAAUAAUGCAAUUGUCUCUCUCAGUGCUUUCUGAUUUUCCUGGCCUGUUUGUUGGUGGUACUCAGACCUUAAUCUGAGUAACUGAAUAGGAUCGUUUGUCAAUUUUGACAGACAGUUUAUGCAAAGCAAAAAAAACGAAACAAAAGUGAAGUUUCAUCAACCCUGGUGGACAGAUGAAGCACGGGGAAAUAAAUAACCCUCUGAAUUAUAUUAUGAAUCUGGAUCACUUUCUUUACAAUUACAAAAAUGUGAUACUGGCCUUGGAAGUCGACGCACUUCUUGUUUAUUAUGCUUUAAUUUUUAGAAAAGGCCAAAAAAAAUCUACUGUAUUUUCUGGACUAUAAGCUGCAGCUGCAUACAAGCCGCAUCCGAUCUAUUUAAAAAAAAAGAUAUGCAAGCUGCAGAUAUUUAUGUUGUUAGAUUAGAUAUUUACUACAUGCACAGAACAAUUUUGAACUGUAAAUGAUGUACAUGUUUGUACCUAAAUAGAUCCUUUCCUAACAGUGUCUUUUAACACGGCAGCAACUUUGCUGAUUAAAACGGGACAGAACCAAGAGAAAAUAACCGGUAUUUAUUUAUCUAUUUAUCUGUUUGAAAUCUGUUUCUACCUACUUCUAUCUGCUAAAGAAGAAGUAGCGUAUUUUUCUUUGCAUUUAUUUUGUCUUAGUUUUGAUUCUAAUUCCGGUUAGAGCUCCCCGAGCGGUGGAAGAAAAAUCCACAGAAUAGAAUAACCUUUGUAUAAGCUGCAUGGUUGAAAACCUAUGAAAAAAGUAGCGGCUUAUAGUCCAGAAAAUACGGUAAACAACCAGAGUCCUCAGAGUAUUUCAUUCUUGCUAAGUCACAAUCCCACCGAUUCUGCUGCUAAUAUACUCGUUUGUACACUCUUUGUAGAGAUUGUUAGUUUUGGUCUUUUCAUCGGAUCUGCUGCGUAUUAUAACUAUAUGAAAAUCCCAAGACUUGGAUCCUACAACGGACCACGAGGAAGACAACAAAGACUUUACUUUUUAAUGAAAAGAGCACAGAUUAUGCUUGUGAGGCAGCAUUUCUCAUCGUCACCAUUAUUCAUUUUCCAUUUAGUGAUUUUUAGAUUAAGAAAACGAAUCAGUAAGUCUAUGGAUAAGUUUUGUAGUGAAGUAUCCUGAUGAUAUUUGAAUUUAGUUUUGUGGUUUGUUGAUAAUUUCCUAUGAAUAGAAUGAUUUGCUUCAGGAUGUUAUUCUUUGUAUUUAUUACACUUUUACUCUCCAACCCUGAAAAGUAAAUUUCAGAAUCAGGGCGUUUUGAGACGUAUUACUGAACAGCAGAAGUGUUAAAACUGCUUUUUCCAUGUUGUAUACACCUCCAAACUGAAAUCGCACUGUAAACUGUGUCAACUAUUUCUCAGAAGUACAGAUUUUUACUAUGACAGAUGCUUUUAAUGAAUAAAUUGUGUGAUUAUUGAUAACCUGAUUAAGAAAGAAAAGGCAUUUGCAUUGGAUUGUCAUCACUGUCUUCCCAUAUUUUAAAUCUAGAUCAUCAAAGAUUUUGCUUCCUGAGAGACGUGGUGUUAAAUGAGAACUAGAAUCUUUGCUCAAGUGUGAAAAAAAAGUGCUUAGUCUCUGUAAACAUGUGCUAACACCAUCCAAUCCAACACGUUUCAAAAGUAUAUUUCUCUGAUGUUUGGUUAAAGCCAAUGUUUUGUCCCGGUAAAUGUUAAAGCACUGAUACCCCUGUGAUAUUUUUAUAAAAAUUUUACAUGAACCCCAGAAAUUUCUGUUUUAAUUCAUUGUGAUUAAUUGUGAGAUGGUAAAUAAGAAGGUCACAUAGUCAU